Messenger RNA from Spea bombifrons (plains spadefoot toad), 752 nucleotides. RefSeq names its product calcium and integrin binding family member 3 (gene CIB3). The record is from RefSeq and is a predicted model, not a curated record. Gene Ontology annotation, molecular function: calcium ion binding. The coding region runs from base 1 to 543 and encodes 180 amino acids. NCBI's taxonomy places the organism in Eukaryota, Metazoa, Chordata, Amphibia, Anura, Pelobatidae. The transcript has 5 exons.
AUGCGUAUUGAUGCAUUCAGCGACACUGAAAACAACAGGGCGCACUCUGACCGCACCAGAGAACGGCUUUUCCACAGAUAUCGUGACCUGGCACCACAGCUUGUUCCAGAUGACUACACCAAUAAACCAGAUGUGAGGAUUCCCUAUGAGCUGAUUGGAAGCAUGCCAGAACUCAAGGAUAAUCCUUUCCGCCAGCGAAUUGCAGAAGUUUUCUCAGAAGAUGGGGAAGGAAAUAUGACAUUGGAUGAUUUCUUAGAUAUGUUUUCAGUGCUUAGUGAAAUGGCUCCCAGGGACCUAAAAGCUUAUUAUGCUUUUAAAAUAUAUGAUUUCAAUAAUGAUGAUUACAUAUGUAAAUCAGAUUUAGAGAAGACACUAAACAAACUUACUCGGAACGAGCUAACACAAGAAGAAGUGUGUCUAGUUUGUGACAAGGUGAUUGAUGAGGCUGAUGUAGACAAUGAUGGAAAACUGUCAUUGGAAGACUUCCAGCACAUGAUUGUCAGAGCUCCAGAUUUUCUCAGCACUUUCCAUAUCCGGAUUUAACCAUUUCUUGUCUAAAGAGCUUCAUCUGGGGUAUCGCAUUAUCCAAGUAAAUCAAAGUUUCAGCAGAAUGCACAUAACCUGUGACCAUGCAACAAAACCCAUUUGUUUGUGUAUAUUGUACAAUAUGACUACGAUUUAUUCCAAUAGAUUUUCUUUCAUAUUACUUUGUGACGUUAUUCCUGAAAUAAAUAUUCCAUAGAGUAAAAUGA